Molecule: messenger RNA, 2761 nt
Organism: Clarias gariepinus (North African catfish)
Lineage: Eukaryota; Metazoa; Chordata; Actinopteri; Siluriformes; Clariidae
Gene: capn8
Product: calpain 8
Exons: 21
Coding region: 62-2164 (700 amino acids)
Biological process (GO): proteolysis
Cellular component (GO): cytoplasm
Molecular function (GO): calcium ion binding; calcium-dependent cysteine-type endopeptidase activity
Source: RefSeq, a predicted model, not a curated record
AAGCACUCUUCACAACAUUUUUUUUUGUCUAGCCAAAGCUUGAGACCAGGCUCGUGUCAAGAUGUCCAACAUAGCACAAGUGCUGUCCAAAAAGAAGGACAAAAAGGAAGGACUGGGAGGCAAUGACAAUGCCAUUCCUUUCAAUAACCAGGAUUUUGAGAAGUUACGACGUGAGUGCUUGGAGAGUGGUAAACUCUUCUGCGACCCCACGUUCCCUGCUGAAUCCCGCUCUUUAGGGUACAACGAGCUGGGCCGAUAUUCCUCCAAGACUGCUGGAGUCGAGUGGAAAAGGCCUACGGAGUUGUGCUCAAACCCCCAAUUUAUUUGCGAUGGUGCUACGAGGACUGACAUCCGCCAGGGAGCUCUAGGUGACUGUUGGCUCCUAGCAGCUAUCGCCUCAUUGACCCUUGAUGCCGAUAUUUUGGCACGGGUGGUUCCUAGUGACCAGAGUUUCACUGACAAGUACGCUGGCGUCUUUCACUUUCAGCUUUGGCAUUAUGGUGAGUGGGUGGAUGUUGUCAUUGAUGACCGGCUGCCCACAAAAAACGGGGAGCUGCUGUUUGUUCACUCAGCCGAAGGGAAUGAGUUCUGGAGCGCGUUGCUGGAGAAAGCCUACGCUAAAGUGAACACUUCUUAUGAAGCUCUUUCCGGAGGCUCCACCACUGAGGGCUUUGAGGAUUUUACUGGUGGGAUUUCAGAGAGCUACGACCUGUUAAGACCCCCACCAACUCUGUUCAAUAUCAUCAGGAAGGCGCUGGAUCGUGGAUCUCUGCUCGGCUGCUCUAUAGAUAUCACCAGUGCAUUAGAGACAGAAGCAGUGACCAGACAGAAGCUGGUAAAGGGGCACGCUUACUCUGUCACAGGAGCAGAAGUGGUUCAUGUGAAUGGAAGCCCAGUUCAGCUUGUACGGCUAAGAAAUCCAUGGGGUCAAGUUGAAUGGACAGGCGCUUGGAGUGAUGACUCUAAGGAGUGGGACCGAGUGAAACCAGAAGAGAAGGCCAAACUUGAUUACUCAGCAGAUGAUGGAGAGUUCUGGAUGGCCUAUUCCGAUUUUGUGCAGAAUUACUCAAAGUUGGAGAUAUGUAACCUGACUCCUGAUACCCUGACGAGCGAAGGAGUCGCUCGUUGGAGCUAUUAUCAAUUUGAGGGCACUUGGAAGUUUGGCUGUACUGCUGGUGGCUGCAGAAACAACCCAGCCACUUUUUGUUCAAACCCCCAGUAUGUGAUAAAGCUGGAUGAGAUGGAUGAUGAUCCCCAUGAUGGAAUAGACGGCUGCUCAUUUCUGGUCGGCCUGAUGCAGAAAGAUAUGCGCCAAGAAAGGCAGUUUGGGCGAGACCUCAACACCAUCGGUUUUGCUAUCUACAAGGUUCCUGAUGAGUAUAAAGGUCAAAAUAACAUUCACCUCGGGCCAGAUGUCUUGUUGCGUCAGAGAGCUGUGGCCUCGAGCAAUACCUUCAUAAACCUGCGUGAGGUGUGCAGCCGGUUUAAACUGCCACCUGGCGAAUACGUCAUUAUUCCCUCUACGUUCGAGCCACACCGCAAAGGCUCCUUCAUACUUCGCGUUUUUGCUGAGAAACAGGCCACCGCCGGCCCAAUGGAGACAGACAUCAACGCCAAUAUUAAAGAGGAGAAGAUCUCUAAAAAAGAUGUGGACCCACAUUUCCAACAUCUCUUUAAGCAGCUUGCUGGAAGUGAUUCUGAAAUUUCAGCAUUAGAGCUACAGAAGAUUCUAGACAGAAUUGUGUCUCAGAGAACAGACCUGAAGACGGACGGAUUCAGCCUGGAGACCUGCCGCCACAUUGUCAGCCUCCUGGAUAAAGACGGCAGUGGGAAACUUGGGCUGAUGGAGUUUCACACACUGUGGAUGAAGCUACAGACAUAUUUGGAGAUCUUCAAAAACCAUGACACAGACAACUCCGGCACCAUGAGCUCCCACGAAAUGAGAGAUGCUCUUAGCAAAGCAGGCUUUCAGUUGAACACGCAUGUCCUAGAGGUGAUUGUCAUGCGCUACGCUGAUCAGCAAAGCGCCAUCGACUUUGAUGCCUUCGUGGGCUGUGUAAUCCGUCUGGAGAUGCUUUUCAAUAUGUUCAAAAAGUUUGACAAGAACAAUACUGGGAAGAUAGAGUUGGAUAUUCUAGAGUGGCUAUGCUUGGCCCUAAGCUAAAACCCCACUGAUCUAUGUCCUGUGAUGUACUGAGGAGUCUACAGAACCAGUUUAUCCCACGCUGAUUGUCUUCAAUCAAAGCAAAAGAGUGAAAAUCGUACCUUAUUUCGUAAUCGAUCCAGUUAUAUAAUAUGAAUUGGUAUUUCUUUAGACAGAUGAAAAUACAUCAUGCAAUGCAAUAAUAAAUGUUAAUUGGACCCUGUAGCUCAGUAUGAGACUGAUCUUUUGGUGCUUCCCCAUGGUUAAUACACUAAUUGUUUUGUUUUGAAACAAUGGCUUACAAAGAUUUGUGUGUGUGUUUCUGUGCAUGGUGCAGUUGCAUCUUAAUGGUGUAAUCACUACAGUAUAUUCGUGAGUAACAGUAAUGAAUUCUAAUCGUUUGCUGACUAAACCCGGAACCUCAUCUAAAGCUUCUCAAUCACACCCUGCUUUAUUAAUAGGUUAAUUAUUUCUACUGUUUGAUAUUAUAGAUUUAUGAUACAAUGAUAAGCAUGUGUUCAAUUGGUACAUAAUACAGUAUGUUAAUAAAUAUUAGGCGUUUCCAACAACAUUUAGGGAGGAUUUGGAUGAAGUUGAAAAUAAAGUUUGCAAAGUAAG